This is a messenger RNA of Parascedosporium putredinis, 1254 nucleotides long. NCBI's taxonomy places the organism in Eukaryota, Fungi, Ascomycota, Sordariomycetes, Microascales, Microascaceae. The record is from the annotation of a GenBank genome assembly.
AUGCUCCCUCGAUUGGCUUUCCAACUCGCCAGGCCCGCUCAGGGCUCCGGCUCCAUGGCCGCCAAGCCUCUUUCAUCCUUACUCCAAGUCCGCUAUGCCUCGAAGAAGGCGUUUGCAGGUGGAAGCAAGGGCCGAGAUAUGCCCCUGCAGAAAUACCGCACCCCGUCGUCCCCCAGCGCCGUAAAGGGCUCGACCGCCACUCUGACCAUUCGUGAUGGACCCGUCUUCCACGGCAAGCCUUUCGGCGCCAAGAACAACAUCUCGGGAGAAGCCGUCUUCACGACCUCCCUCGUCGGAUACCCCGAGUCCAUGACUGAUCCCUCGUACCGUGGCCAGAUUCUGGUCUUCACCCAGCCUCUCAUUGGCAACUACGGUGUCCCUUCUAACGAACGCGACGAGUACAACCUCCUCAAGUACUUCGACCACUGGACUGCCGUCGAGAGCCUGAGCGAAGAAGGGCUCUUCCUCGCCAAGAUCACCGUUGGCGAAGAGUAUGAUGCCGACGAGGACGAGUCCUUUGUCGACCCCGGCGCCAUCAACCUCGUGAAGAAGGUCAGCACCAAGGCGCCCUUUGUUGUGGAGUCUCCCGGUGCUGACUUGCACGUUGCCCUCAUCGACUGCGGAGUCAAGGAGAACAUCCUUCGCUCCCUCGUCAGCCGAGGUGCCUCGGUCACCGUCUUCCCCUACAACUACCCCAUCCACAAGGUUGCUAGCAACUUUGAUGGCGUCUUCAUCUCUAACGGCCCCGGUGACCCGACUCACUGCCAGGAGACCACCUACAACCUCGCCCGCCUCAUCGACACCUCGGAGGUCCCCGUCAUGGGCAUCUGCCUCGGCCACCAGCUUCUCGCUCGCCGCUGGCGCCCGCACCAUCAAGCUCAAGUACGCCAGAACCACGGUUACGCCGUCGAUUCCAAGACCCUGCCCGACGAGUACCAGGAGUACUUUGUCAACCUCAACGAUGGAAGCAACGAGGGCAUGAUCCACAAGACCCGCCCCAUCUUCUCCACCCAGUUCCAUCCCGAGGCCAAGGGAGGUCCCAUGGAUAGCUCCUAUCUGUUCGACAAGUACAUUGAGAGCGUCAAGGCCUUCAAGGCCAGCCAGUCCGUCUACAAGGACAACCGCCCUACUCGUCUCAUGCUCGACAUCCUCAGCAGGGAGCGUGUCGGCGUCGAGCCUACCCCCUUGCCUCGGCCCAGUAAAACGGAUCCGGUCAUUGUAAUGGCAGGUGGACGGGGUAUUCAUCUUCUCUGA